Messenger RNA from Suillus fuscotomentosus, 666 nucleotides. RefSeq lists its product as uncharacterized. Lineage: Eukaryota; Fungi; Basidiomycota; Agaricomycetes; Boletales; Suillaceae. The transcript has 7 exons. Bases 19 to 360 code for a protein of 113 amino acids. The record is from RefSeq and is a predicted model, not a curated record.
UCCUAUCGCCAACACACAAUGCUCUGGAUUUAUCCUGCAACCUUCGGUUCUGCCUAUACUCUCAUCCUCAAGUCAAUGCCAAGCCUUACCGAUAUAAGAGCAAGGCCACCACGAGCCAUGCAUUUCUCAUUCCUCCGAGUCGUCGCAGUCGUCACAGCUUUGACAAGAUCUAUGUCUGUCACCGCCUCACAGUGUGCAAGUUUAGGCCAGGCUUGUGGCACGACCAACCCGACAGGUCUUAUAUGUUGCGAUGAUCUUUUCUUCGUUCGCUUUGCAUCCAAAAUUCAACCCCACGACUCACCUUUGCGUCUUGUACCAAUAGGAGUCCGGAAGUUCUUCCACAUACUGCGGGGAACCUGACUCUUUCGCGUUGGCAAUGCUUGAUCGCACGAUAUACAGUUCGUUGCGGAGUUGAUGGAUGUGCUCACUUUUAUACAAAUUUUCCGGACGCCUCGACCACACUCCUGAAAAAAUUACUGUAGCGUUGAUAGAAGACCUCGGGCUUAGGCCUCAUGUCAUUCGACUUGUGUACGUUUUGCAUCAGUAAAAGUAGAAGAAAAUUGGUGUCUUCAGCCAACAUCGAAGUAGGUGUACGUGACAUUGAAGAUGAAGGGGCUGGUGUCGAGGCAUUGGAACAAGAACUAGAAAACAAGGUGGUGAAACAAG